This is a messenger RNA of Anopheles aquasalis, 517 nucleotides long. Its product is annotated as holotricin-3. The record is from RefSeq and is a predicted model, not a curated record. NCBI's taxonomy places the organism in Eukaryota, Metazoa, Arthropoda, Insecta, Diptera, Culicidae.
CCAGAGGAGGCGCCUAUAUAAGACGUGAAUGGCAGGGAUCAGAUUCGUCAGUUCCCCACAGAGCACACAGUAAGUCGGAUCGUAUUCGUAUUUCGCGGUUGGUUGAAAAGAAGGAAAAAGUUACAAGUUCCAUAAUGGCAAAGUUUGUGGUUUCGUUUGUUCUGUUGCUGGUUGCGGUAGUGAUUAGCGUGCAAGGUCAGGGUCAUGGAGGUGGUCAUGGACACAACGAUGGUGGACACGGAGGCCAUGGCGGAUUCCAGGGCGGCCAUGGGCAUGGAGUGCAGGGCCAUGGAGGACAGGGCCAUGGAGGACAGGUCCAUGGUGGCGGACACGGAUUCGCUCACGAUCAGCACGGUGGCCAGCAUGGAGGCGGCCACGGAUUCGGCGGCCACGGCAAGGCUGGACACGGUCAAGGUCACCAAGGUUACAAGACGCACGGAUACUAAUCAACGCCUCGUUAGCUCGUUAAAAGGAUGGAAUAAACUGUUCCGGUGAUUUACACUUUUUUUUUUUUUUU